UGGACACGCCCUCAUCUCCUUCUUCCCUCUUCCCCACUUCCUCCUUGUGUACCCGCCGCCUCUCUCCUCCGCCGACUGCGCUCACCUCCUCCCUUGAGCGCGUAUCCCUAGGGCGAUCUUCUUAGCGAUAUAGUUUUAACGAUCAUUUAUCAGCGAUCCUUCUUGCCACCGCCAGUCGAGCUGAUAUAGGGUUCUGUUAUAGGCGGUUCUCGUUAUAAGAGAGCCCGAUGGGGGCGAACGUGAGUCACGCGGCGGCUGCGCCAUCGGCCCCUCCGCCUCCGCCAAUGGCGCCUGCGGGAAUCCCGCCGCCCCCCGCGGGCCCGGUCGGCUUGCAGCAGGUCGUUCCGCCGGCUGACGCGGCGGGAAACGCGGAGAAGGCUCCGGAGAAAGUGGACUAUCUGAAUUUGCCGUGCCCCGUUAAAUACGAGGAGAUCCAACGAGAAGCACUUAUGUCCUUGAAGCCCGAUCUCUUCGAGGGUCUCCGCUUCGACUUCAACAAACCACUCAACCAGUCCUUCUCACUCUCGCACAGUGUGCUGAUGGGCAGCGCCGAGGUGCCGUCUCAGUCCGGGGGCAUUCUCAAGGUGCCGCACUCGUCGUACGAGUUUGGAGCCAACGUGCUCGACGCCCAGAAGAUGCUGAUUGGUCGGAUGGCGGACGGCAGGCUGAGUGCGAGGGUGAGCUACCAGCUAAGCGACAGCCUGGCGGUCAAGGUCAACGCGCAGAUCGUGAACGAGGCGCACUUCUCUCAAGGGAUGUUCCAGCUCGACUACAAGGGCUCGGACUACCAGGCGCAGGUGCAGGUGGGCAACAACGCGUUCUACGGAGUGAACUACAUUCAGAGCGUCACUCCCGCACUGUCGCUGGGGGGGGAGGCCUUCUGGCUGGGCCACCAGCGGCGGUCAGGCGUUGGCUUUGCGGGGCGCUACAACACAGAUAAAGUGGUGGCAACAGCACAGGUGGCGAGCACAGGAGUGGUGUCCAUGACAUACGUGCAACGGGUGUCCGAUAAGGUGGCGCUAGCAGCGGACUUUUUGCACAAUUGGAACAGCAAGGAGUCGGCAACGAGUGUGGGAUACGACUACAUCCUGCGACAGUGUCGGCUGCGGGGGCGGCUGGACACCAACGGCUGCGUGGCAGCGUAUUUGGAGGAGAGGCUCAAUCUGGGGGUUAAUCUCCUCUUCUCCGCUGAGGUGGAUCAUUGGAAAAAGGACUACAAGUUUGGCUUUGGCAUGUCUGUUGGAGAAUAGCCUGUGACGCGUAAAUUCAACUUCCCAACCCAACUCAACGCCUCCUGUUCAACCAAGCCUCUGCAACUUCUAGGCAAUAUUGAUACAGACAAGACGCCUGCUGUUCGUUAUGCAAUAUCGUCGAAGCUCUAGACCAUAGGAUGGAGGUUGGAAUUGUGGCCCAUCCAUGAAGCAAAGCAAUGCUGAAUCGAAUUCAGUUUUUAGCGUUAAUUCGGAUGUAGUGAUGUAGCCCCGCAGCGUAUAAUGGGUCUGACCAGUUUCCUUCCA
Molecule: messenger RNA, 1517 nt
Organism: Closterium sp. NIES-67
Lineage: Eukaryota; Viridiplantae; Streptophyta; Zygnematophyceae; Desmidiales; Closteriaceae
Source: the annotation of a GenBank genome assembly